This is a messenger RNA of Rhizophagus irregularis DAOM 181602=DAOM 197198, 253 nucleotides long. The record is from RefSeq and is a predicted model, not a curated record. NCBI's taxonomy places the organism in Eukaryota, Fungi, Glomeromycota, Glomeromycetes, Glomerales, Glomeraceae.
AAAGAAAAUUGUUGGUUUAAAUCUUAUUAUCCGGAGCGAAGCGAAGGACUAGUAUAUAUGUUUAAUAAUAAUGGAAUAUUAAUGAUAUAUGGUGAUCACAUGGCUAUGUCCGGUUUGUUUGCGUGCACCAUGUCACUAAAAUUUUGUUCUACAUCAAAUAAAAAUAAAUUUAUGAAAAGGUUUAUUUACAAUUUUCUUUUUUUUGCGUUUUCUAAAUAAAUUUAUUUAUAUUUUUUUUUAAAAAAAAAACAUU